Messenger RNA from Dacryopinax primogenitus, 1608 nucleotides. Its product is annotated as Hydroxyethylthiazole kinase. Bases 17 to 1591 code for a protein of 524 amino acids. The record is from RefSeq and is a predicted model, not a curated record. NCBI's taxonomy places the organism in Eukaryota, Fungi, Basidiomycota, Dacrymycetes, Dacrymycetales, Dacrymycetaceae. Gene Ontology annotation, cellular component: cytoplasm. Gene Ontology annotation, molecular function: hydroxyethylthiazole kinase activity; thiamine-phosphate diphosphorylase activity; ATP binding. The transcript is spliced from 9 exons. Gene Ontology annotation, biological process: thiamine biosynthetic process.
CGGCGACAACGACAACAUGCCCAAACCGCCGCUAGAUCUAACGCUAUAUCUCGUCACGGGCAGGGAAUUGCUGCCUCCUGGAAAGGACUAUUAUGAGUCGCUCGACGAGUCAUUACAGGGAGGUGUGACACUCGUUCAAGUAAGGGAGAAGAAAGCGGAUACUGCAGAGUUUGUAGAAGUCGCGGUAAAGACGAUCGAGAUAUGUAAAAAGUACAACGUUCCUGUAUUGAUCAACGACCGGAUAGACGUCUGCCUCGCCUCCGGAGCCGCAGGCGUCCACUUAGGCCAGACAGACAUGCCCAUCUCCCUCGCCCGCCGGCUUCUUCCCCCAGAAGCGAUGAUCGGUAUCUCAGCAGGUAACGUCGACGAGGCGCGGGCAGCGAAGGAUGCGGGUGCGGACUAUGUGGGUAUUGGGGCUCUGUGGUGGACGGAGAGUAAGCAGCUCGUCAAGGACGUAUUGGGCGUGAGGGGUGUGGGGCCGCUGUUAGAUGUGUUAGAGGGAAGCUCAACGAAGGCUGUUGCCAUUGGAGGCAUAAAGACGACCAACAUCCUCCGCUCGUUGCACGGCGCCGUCGGCCCCGUGUCCCUGCGCACGCUCGACGGAGUCGCCGUGAUCAGUGCCAUCGUUUCCUCGCCUCGGCCGAAACAAGCAGCCCAGGAGAUCAAGAGCCUCGUGACGGCCUUCAGGAGGUCUUCCCCGGGGAUCAUCACCAUGCCUUUGACCCUGAGGACGCCGGAGUCAUUGAAGGAGGGCGUUGUAAGGUUGAUGGCGAGGAUCAGGAAGGAUACACCUAUUAUUCACCAGAUAACGAACAACGUAACGGUCAACUCCCUAGCCAACGUCACCCUCGCCAUACGCGCCUCCCCUAUCAUGGCAACCACACCUCAAGAGAUGCCAGACCUGGCGCGCUUAUGCCACGCCCUGCUGAUCAACUUUGGCACCAUCACCGACAAAGCCGGUAUGCUCGCCGCAGGAAGGGAAUACAACGCCCGCAAGAAACCUAUCGUCUUCGACCCCGUAGGGAUCGGCGCUACGAGCUAUAGGAAGGAGGCGGCGAAGGAGAUACUGAAUACCUGGCAGGCGGCGGUGAUCAAGGGGAACCCGGGGGAGAUUGGGGCUAUGUAUGGAUCGAGCGAGGUAGAGAGUAGGGGAGUGGAUAGCAGCGGGCAGGUGUUUAGCGACCCUGUGAAGGUCGUUCGGGAUCUUGCUAGGAGGGAACGCUGCGUUGUUGUCAUGACCGGCCGAGAGGACUACAUUUCUGACGGCCUUUCGGUCAUUCGGCUCUCGAACGGCCACUCACUGCUCGGAGACAUCACCGGCGCAGGAUGUAUGGCCGGCAGCUGCGUUGCGACGUUCUGCGCUGCAGCUAGGCUGGAGGUCGAAGAGGAAUGGGUGGGGAGGUUGGGGAGAGGAGAUAUGUUGCUAGGCGCUGCUGGGGGCGUGCUGGCCCUCUCUAUCGCUUCCGAACUAGCGGCUGCACGUCCAGACGUCAAAGGCUCGGGCACAUUCCUUCCCGCACUCAUAGACGAAGUGUACAACUUGACGCCUGAGACGAUGAUGCGCAGAGCCAAGAUAGAGGUCUUAGAAUGAAUGAAAUUAAAUAAUUU